UAUGGAAGCAAAAGCAGAAAAGCACAGAUAAGCUGAGAUCCAGCUAUGCAAACCAUGUUUAGAGACACUUAAAGGACAAGCAUCCCAACUCCUUUCUUUCUGGUAAAUUUAGAGAAGCUAUCAUAUGAGGUCUUUUUUUCCAUUCCUCUGUACACACAACUGCUGAGCCUUGACAGAGUAGUCCAGAAACAUCAGACUCCACACUUGACACAAGAUGCCAACUGCCCCUUCUGAAACCAGGCUUGGGAUGCCCUUUCCUGCAUGGACAAAGACACCAUGCCCUAUUCAAAGGGGUUUGUGAAGCGGGAAUUUUUUCAAGCAAGGAUGAAUUAAAGGAAGUACUACCUUGUCAGUUGCAGAAUUUGGCUCCCUUCUUUUCCAAGGUUGGAAAGCACUUGGAAGCUGGCCAGAGAAAGCUACCAUGCUGAAAUUAAGUAACUCCUCCACCUUCCCUUCAGGCUUUCAUCUUUUCAGUAUUGUGGCACUUCUGUUGUUCCAUGUGGACAAAGUGCUGGCAGAAAGCCCAAGUGAAGAGCCUGCCAAUAAAUCAGAAUGUUCUGGUUCAUAUAUUUGCAAGAAGGGCAUCAUUUUACCAAUAUGGGAGCCCCAAGACCCUUCAUUUGGUGAUAAAAUUGCGAGAGCUACAGUGUAUUUUGUAGCUAUGGUCUAUAUGUUCCUAGGGGUAUCCAUCAUUGCUGACCGCUUCAUGUCCUCUAUAGAAGUCAUUACAUCUCAGGAGAGGGAGAUAACAAUCAAGAAGCCCAAUGGUGAGACCAGCAAAACCACAGUGAGGAUUUGGAAUGAGACUGUUUCCAACUUAACAUUGAUGGCUCUGGGCUCUUCAGCACCUGAGAUUCUUCUUUCUGUUAUAGAAGUGUGUGGUCAUGGUUUCACAGCAGGAGAUCUUGGGCCCAGCACCAUUGUGGGAAGUGCUGCUUUUAACAUGUUCAUCAUCAUAGCAAUUUGUGUCUACGUGGUCCCUGAUGGUGAGAUAAGGAAGAUUAAGCACCUACGAGUGUUUUUUGUUACAGCAGCUUGGAGCAUCUUUGCCUAUACUUGGCUUUACAUUAUUUUAUCUGUCUCAUCUCCUGGGAUUGUGGAUGUCUGGGAAGGCUUGCUUACUUUUUUCUUCUUUCCCAUCUGUGUGGUGUUUGCAUGGGUGGCAGACAGAAGGCUUUUAUUUUACAAGUAUGUCUACAAGAGGUAUAGGGCAGGCAAGCAGAGAGGCAUGAUCAUUGAACAUGAAGGUGAUAGGCCAUCAUCCAAAGCUGACAUUGAAAUGGAUGGAAAAGUGAUUAAUUCCCAUGUAGAGAACUUCUUGGAUGGUACUCUGGUUCUAGAAGUUGAUGAGAAGGACCAAGAUGAUGAGGAAGCCAGGAGGGAAAUGGCUCGGAUCCUGAAGGAACUGAAGCAGAAACACCCUGACAAAGAAAUAGAACAACUAAUUGAGCUAGCCAACUAUCAAGUCCUGAGUCAACAGCAGAAGAGUCGAGCCUUUUAUCGUAUUCAGGCCACUCGACUAAUGACUGGAGCGGGCAACAUCCUGAAGAGGCAUGCUGCUGACCAAGCUCGGAAAGCAGUCAGCAUGCACGAGGUCAACAGUGAGGUGGCGGAAAAUGACCCUAUCAGUAAGAUUUGCUUUGAGCAGGGCACCUACCAGUGUCUAGAGAACUGUGGCACAGUUGCACUGACCCUCAUUCGGCGGGGUGGCGAUCUGACUAACACAGUGUAUGUUGAUUUCCGAACAGAAGAUGGCACAGCCAAUGCCGGAUCUGACUAUGAGUUUACUGAAGGCACUGUGGUUUUCAAACCGGGGGAGACACAGAAAGAAAUCCGAGUCGGCAUAAUUGAUGAUGAUAUCUUUGAGGAGGAUGAGAACUUCCUUGUUCACCUCAGCAAUGUGAGGGUAAGCUCUGAAGCCUUGGAUGAGGGCAUUCUGGAAGCCAACCAUGUAGCAACGCUGGCCUGCCUGGGCUCCCCCUCUACUGCCACAGUGACCAUCUUUGAUGAUGAUCAUGCUGGCAUCUUUACCUUUGAGGAGCCUGUCACUCACAUCAGUGAGAGUGUUGGAACCAUGGAAGUGAAAGUGCUAAGAACAUCUGGAGCCCGAGGAAAUGUUAUCGUGCCCUACAAAACCAUUGAAGGCUCAGCCAAAGGCGGAGGAGAAGACUUUGAGGAUACUUGUGGAGAGCUUGAAUUCCAGAAUGACGAGAUUGUGAACCAGGGAGCAUUUCGUGACACUGAGAAGUGGAAAGGUCACAGAACACUAAAGGGAAGCACUUUCUCCACAGUGCACAGCUGGCAGGUGGGAUUCAUGGCGACAAGGCUGCACAGUAGUCAAGACAAAACAAUAUCAGUCAAAAUAAUUGAUGAUGAGGAGUAUGAGAAAAACAAGACCUUCUACCUUGAGAUUGGGGAGCCACGUCUGGUGGAGAUGAGUGAGAAGAAAGCCCUGUUGUUGAAUGAGCUUGGUGGCUUCACAAUAACAGGAGGGAAACUUUUGAACGGCAAACCCGUCUUCAGGAAAGUCCAAGCCAGAGAACAUCCGUUUCCUUCAACCGUAAUCAGCAUUCAAGAUGAGAAUGAAGAGAAGCAGCCACUGACAAGCAAAGAGGAGGAAGAGGGGCGCAUUGCAGAGCUUGGGCGUCCAGUCCUGGGAGAGCAUACCAAGUUAGAAAUCAUUAUUGAAGAGUCCUAUGAGUUUAAGAAUACUGUGGACAAACUCAUUAAGAAGACAAACUUAGCCCUUGUAGUUGGAACAAACAGCUGGAGAGAACAGUUUAUUGAAGCUAUCACUGUCAGUGCUGGAGAAGAUGAUGAUGAAGAUGAAUGUGGGGAAGAGAAGCUGCCCUCCUGUUUUGAUUAUGUGAUGCACUUUUUGACCGUCUUCUGGAAGGUCCUUUUUGCCUUUGUGCCCCCCACAGACUACUGGAAUGGUUGGGCCUGCUUUGUUGUCUCCAUCUUGAUGAUUGGCCUCCUGACAGCUUUCAUUGGGGACUUGGCAUCCCAUUUUGGCUGCACCAUCGGCUUGAAGGAUUCUGUGACUGCAGUCGUGUUUGUUGCACUUGGAACUUCGGUACCAGACACGUUCGCCAGCAAAGUGGCUGCUACACAGGAUCAAUACGCAGACGCCUCAAUUGGGAACGUCACAGGGAGCAAUGCUGUGAAUGUCUUCCUGGGGAUUGGGGUGGCCUGGUCCAUCGCCGCUAUCUACCAUGCAGCCCAUGGGGAAGUAUUCCGUGUCUCCCCUGGCAGCUUGGCUUUCUCCGUCACCCUCUUCACCAUUUUUGCUUUUAUCAGUGUGGGUGUGCUGCUCUACCGCCGGAGACCUGAAAUUGGAGGUGAGCUGGGUGGGCCGCGGACUGCCAAGCUUCUGACAUCCAGCCUCUUUGUGCUCCUUUGGCUUUUGUACAUAUUCUUCUCAUCUCUGGAAGCCUACUGCCACAUAAAGGGCUUCUAAAGGAACAAUCAGAGAUAGUAAAUAUAUAUAUCUAUAUAUCUAUAUAUCUAUAUGUAUCUAUAUAGAGAAAUAUAUAGAUAUAGAUAUAGAUAUAACAUGUCUAAAGAACAGAGAAAGAAGAAAAGGCCUUUGCCAUGUUCACUUACCUGCUGAUGGAAUGCAGCUUUGGAGCAUUCUUUGUACUAAAUAGGAGUAAGAAUUCAGCAAGAUUCUAAACCAGGGGCAACAUCCUAUUAAAGGAGGCAUGGAUACAAGGCCAUCUUUGCAAAGCUGCCUGCAAGAGUGUACGGUAAUGACUGAGUCCUUUGUUAUUUUUUUCCCUCCCCUGGGAGGAUUGGCCUGAAUGCAAUGUGGGCUUUUUUUUUUGAUAAGGUGGAGGCCAGACUAGCCAUUAAGAAACUGAGUGGUGAACCAGGGAAGGAGAGAAAUAAGGUAGCUCAUGACUUUCUUACAAAAAUCAAUUUGCCUUCAUGACUUGAGAACAUGCAUAUCUGUCCCCAUUGGAGAAAAGCAAGUCUGGACUGAAAAAGGAAGGUCAGGGGUGUGAGAGCUUUCUAAGAAUAUACCGUAAAGCCUGCUGCCAUUCUUGUUUUGAUGCCCUGUUGAUUAGCCAGUUGUUAGAACACUGAGGUUUGAAAAAAACGGGCAAUCUUUUUCCUUAUUUAUUUUGGGCUGUCUUACGAUCAGCAUAUGAUCCUCCAAAGACCCAACCGUCGAGAUCAGUGAGCUCUCCCUUUCCUCCCAUCUGUGCUCUGUAGACGCGUGUCCAAAUCCUUCGUCCAAGUCUCAGUUUCAGUUCCAAAAGAAUCUUGUGGGCUUUCCUUUCAUCGGCCAUCCGCUCCCUGCCCAGCGCAGUGCAUUGCUCCUGUCUCAUGCUCCUGUUUGGGAAUGCUGUUGCGGUACUUGUAACACUUUGCAUGAAUGAAGCAAACUGUAUAUGUAUAUAGCAUCGAAUAGUGAUAGUCCACCCAGCAAUGUGGAUUGAACGUUGAAGACAUGAGUGAGUUUUCUUUUCACCCAGUUUUAUUCUUUUUUUUCUUUAGUUUUGUUGGGAUAAUGGGAGGGAAACAGUUUAUCCUUCGUUGCUCUGUGCAUGGGUUUCUAAGAAGCAAUAAUGAAGAGCUAUGUGACUGUGGAUGUGAAGGGGAAGAAUCUGUGCAAAAAACACCAUAAAAGGCUUCCAGAGUGAAACAGUGGAUCCACUGAAGGCAGUUGUGAGACUCCCAUUGCCUUCAGUGGUGCCAGGGUUUCCCCCAAGGUAGUCUGGUCCACAAGUCACUGAAGUCCACGUGCAGAAUUUCACUGAUUUCAGGAAGUUUUAGCACAGGCCUACAAAGACUGGCAUACUGCCUUUAGGGCUGCAUCCUGCCUCCUUUGCUCCUGGGUCAUAGAACUUGGUUCUACAAUUGGUCCUUUAGAAAUCAAUGGGGCAAAGUCCUACUCAGCCUGAUGAAGAGUGGCAGCAUCAGCCUCUCUCUAUAAGCAAAACAUGCCUGGGCUUCACCAGCACCAGUUUUUUCCCAGAAAACUUGUACAUUUUCUCUGUCUACCACCAAUAGCAGAUAUCAUUAUUAGUGAACAGUGGUUGCAGAAUCCCUGCUUUCCAUUCCUGGUGUCAUGUGCACCCGUCACUGAUAUUCAGCUACAGCCCUGUGAGCAAACAUUAAGCCAUGAGCAAUUGGUGGGUCUUUAAAACUGUAUCUCUUCAAGGGUCACUUGAAGACUGAACAGUUCAGUGUCAGGUUUAGAGGAAUAUCAUUGUUUCCAAGCUCUCUGGUGCUCUUGGUUCUGCCAUUGCAAUGUUCUUACCAGAGAAGGGCAAAUCUUGCAUUGUCCAGCAGCGAAUGCAUUUAUCACUAGGGAUUAUUAUUUAUUAUUCACUGCACACCAACAAUGCACUCGCUCGAUACUAUACAAUGCACAGAUGUCAAGAUAAUCCCUGCUCUGGAGAACUUGUUUUCUAGAUAACAGAUAUCAGCGACUGAAAAGGAAAGAGCUCCCCCUAGCUUAUUUGCUUUUGUUGUGUGUGUUCUUUAUGAAGCAGUAACUCAGGAGGAGGGAUUUGAACCAGGAGAGGGUUUGGCCUGGGGUUCCACAUGUGCAGAGCAACACAGAAUGACCUUUAGGAAAAAAUCAGAGAAGAGAAUCAAGGUUGCAGCCCUAGAGAAGGAAGUGGGAUUCCUGAGCUAAACCAGGGCUCAGAGCCUUAAAGCAGUUGUAAAGUGGUCAGGAUUCCUGCACCUACCGAAUGCAUUAGCUUCACAGGGGGCUGCUAAGCCCAUCUACUUGGACCAUACCUCCCUGCCCCCCCCCGCUUUCCAACUGUUACCUGUGUGAUGGAUAGCUAUAGGUAUGCAGAUGCACAGGCAGACACAGUCCCAGCUCCUAUAGCAAGGUGCACACAAGUGCUACAUUUGAGGGCUGGCAUGAACACCUUGCACAAAGCAGAUGGCAGUUUAAGGGAAGAUUAGGGCCCAAUCCUGCCAUUUAGGUUUGAAGGUCACCUGCUGUGAGUCACCCCAUUAUCUCUCAAGGAGUCACCCAUUGUAAGGAAGUGUGGUAGAACUGGGCCCUAAUGGAUCAUCCUUGCCAAAGUAAAUGAGAAGCCAGGCUUCAGGGUCACAACACAGUGGUUCCUAGCAUCUCUUCUGCCUCCCUUGUGACUCCCCUAAAAUCAAUGCGGUAAAGAGAAUUUCACAUUUAAAGUCCAUGGAAAAUCUGAGUACCAAUCAGAGGCUCAUGUGUGUUUGUCUGUAUGUGUCUGUGUGUGCAUGUAUACGUAUAUACAUACAUAUAUGUGUGUGUGUAUGAAAAGUAUAUGCACAUAUAUGUGUACACACAUAUAUAUAUUAUAAAGCUAGAUCCUCAAUUGACAUUCAUCAGCAUCACUCAGUCAACUUCAGCAGAGAGAGAUGCCAAUUUGUAAACCCAUUGAUUAUCUGGCCCUAAAUAUUGCAAAAGAACUGUUCAGCAGAGAAACUGCAGGGAUAAAAUUCUGCAUCUGCCCUCCUCAAUGUCUCUUUCAUUUGCAUUCUUUCCUUGGCCUUGCUUGUAACCCAAGCUAGCCUAAAUCAUACCCAGCACAUCACUUGGUAGUUUCUUCUGAUCUAGCUGGAGGUUGUGUCUGACGUUUCUGUAACAAUUGGCUGGGGUAUUUUGCACUUGUUUUGAACAAUCUGUGGAAGACUUUAAUUAUCCUGUUGUAAGUUUUCAUUUAGGAAUAUAAUGAACUUUUUUUGUUCUUGUAGACAUGAUUUUCACUUUAAAGGGUUUUUGAUCCUUUUAUUGUUCUUUCUUGGGUAAAAAUGAAAAGACUGAUUCAGGGUGUUCAGGGUUAUUAUUGCAUUUGUGUACAAUGAUUUCAUUUUCAUUUGUUUGCCUUCAUUGAUUUUUAUUUGUGUGUAUUGUCCACAACCCUAGUCAGUGAGUACACUAAUUGUGAUGAUCCGUAUCUAUGGUACACAGCCACACCGAAAAAUAAAGUUUCUAUUGAUUCCUGAUU
Messenger RNA from Alligator sinensis (Chinese alligator), 6962 nucleotides. RefSeq names its product solute carrier family 8 member A1 (gene SLC8A1). Gene Ontology annotation, biological process: calcium ion import across plasma membrane; cell communication; sodium ion transmembrane transport. Gene Ontology annotation, cellular component: axon; sarcolemma; postsynapse. The coding region runs from base 422 to 3460 and encodes 1012 amino acids. The record is from RefSeq and is a predicted model, not a curated record. Lineage: Eukaryota; Metazoa; Chordata; Crocodylia; Alligatoridae. The transcript has 14 exons. Gene Ontology annotation, molecular function: calcium:sodium antiporter activity.